Molecule: messenger RNA, 1257 nt
Organism: Leishmania major strain Friedlin
Lineage: Eukaryota; Euglenozoa; Kinetoplastea; Trypanosomatida; Trypanosomatidae
Exons: 1
Coding region: 1-1257 (418 amino acids)
Source: RefSeq, a predicted model, not a curated record
AUGGCCCUCAUCGCCUCUUGCAAUGCGCUCUACUUCCCGCGCGAACCACGGGAUAACAUACUCAAGGUGCGGUGGAACGCGCAGGACACGCCGCUCGAGCCGAACACGAGCGUCAUCUUCAAGAUCAAGUGCACGGCGCCGCACCUGUUCCACGCAAUGCCACGCUAUGGCGCACUUCUCCUCGCCGACGCAACCGGGGCCGUAACGCCGAGCUCGAGUCAGACAACAACGAUCACGUUCAGUCUUCGCGAGAGUCAAGGCGGCGGCGCUGGGGACAUCUCCCCGACGGGGGUGAGCCGGCAGACCGCGUCAACGACGACGCGCACAUCGCGGGCCUCGAGUGCCACGCCGGGCGGCCCAGCGUACCAGGAGCGCUUCGCCAUCGAGUACGUGAUGAUCAAGUCGGAGCCGCUCGCCUUUCAGCAGAUUUCGAGCAGCGUCGCCGACGCGGCGCGGUUGACGGAGGUGGUAAAGAAUAUGUGGUCCCUCGUCGCCUCCAGUGCUAUCCCGCGGGCACACCUCGGCGUUCAGGCCGGGAUCAACCUGAAGGUGUACAUGGAGAACGUGGUGCUGCAGCCCAGUGACCCGGCGCCGAGUGGCGGCGACGAGGCCACGAAGAUUGUCGUUCCGCCCGAGGCCUGCCUCGUUCUGCCGAUGGCGUCGGAGCGGCGCUGCCGCAGCGUCCACGACGUCACCCGUCCUGGCCGUAGCCGGCCUGCUUUGGACCCGUCUCCGCGGCUUUACAGCGGUGGCGAUGGGGCAGACCACCUAGGCGGCACCUCCUCUGUCUUCCGACGCAAGCCUACUGAUGAGCUGCGUGCCCUUCGGGAGGAGAUCAAUACGAUGCGUCGCGAGUCCACCACACCACACAGCGCGGUCGGCGGCAGUGUGCGCAACAGCUCCUCGCCGUCUUCCAACACACCGAAUAGCAAGCCGCGUGGGCACGAGGGAGCUGCAGCGAUGCAGCCGCUCCCCGCCCAUCGUGCUGCCGGCACCAGCAGCUAUGAAAACCUGAUUAUGAAGUUCGACCUGGGUGGCGCGGCGAGUCGAGCUGGUGACCCAGCUGCGCAGAAGGAGGGCCUCAAGGUGUACAUAGUGCUGCUGCUGAUGGUCGCCCUGUACGUGUGCCUGCUUUUCAUGCGGCGCGGUGCAACACACGCCGAGGGCGUCAAGAACGGCAGCGGCAACCGCGCGGAGGCGGCGGAAGAAAGGUACGCCGUUCAGCUAUCAUCGAGGGAAGUGCAGAUGAGGAAGUAG